Messenger RNA from Octopus sinensis (East Asian common octopus), 1051 nucleotides. Its product is annotated as suppressor of cytokine signaling 2-like. Bases 130 to 963 code for a protein of 277 amino acids. Gene Ontology annotation, biological process: intracellular signal transduction; phosphatidylinositol phosphate biosynthetic process. The record is from RefSeq and is a predicted model, not a curated record. Lineage: Eukaryota; Metazoa; Mollusca; Cephalopoda; Octopoda; Octopodidae. Gene Ontology annotation, cellular component: phosphatidylinositol 3-kinase complex. Gene Ontology annotation, molecular function: 1-phosphatidylinositol-3-kinase regulator activity. The transcript has 2 exons.
CUCCGCUCCUCAUUACAAUAAUGCUAUUUCGUUUUCUCGGAAAAAAGUUGGCUGUGUUAUAAAUGGACGGAGAACCAUGUGUUACGAAGCACAGCUGUCGUCUCCGUCUUCGACAUCGUUUUUAGAAACAUGUCUCCGUCUUCCUGCUGUUUGAAGCUAUACAACUCGUGUUUAAAACACGGGGAGAAAAUCACAAAGAAAGCGCAAGGUAACACUACCAAGCUGGAUUACAACAAGCAAGUUGCGGAGGACUUCGGAGGUACAGAAGCUGCAACAGGUAACCAAGCCACGGAGAUCGAUACUACUAAUAAUAAUAAUAAGAGGAUUCGGGGUUACGUUCAAACAAGUUCGCGAUGGGAAUCAAGUGCUCCUUUAUCGCUGCCCCAAGAAUCCUUUAACGAUCUUCACGUUCUUUCUUACAACGAACAGUGUUUACAUAACGGAAAAUGGUUUUACGAAUCCAUCAGUAAUGCGGAUGCGAAAUCUUUGCUUCAGAAUUCUAAACACGGAACAUUUCUUAUACGAUUUAGUUCGAGUUCAAAAUAUUUGUAUUCUUUGAGUGUCAGUUCGAAGCAAGGAGUUACAAGCGUCAGGAUCGCAUACAACAAAGGAGAAUUCCAUUUAGACUGUGAUGAAAGGUUAGAAAAAUAUAUGCCUCAUUUCAAAAGUAUCAUAGACCUUGUACAGUUUUAUUCCAACCGACGAAACCCGUGUCUCUUAAACAACGGGCAUCGCUGUGUGUGGGUUGACUGCAACAACAAGAGGUACAAUUCUUCGGAACUUACUACACCAAAAUUACAUUCAGUUCCUUCUUUGGCACAUUUGUGUCGACUUUCUGUAAAUAAUUAUUCAUUGGAACAAAACCGAAAUCUUACUGUUUCAUCAAAGGAGGAUUGGAGAGACUCGCUAGGUUUGCCAAAGUUUCUUGUGGACUUUAUGAAGAGUUAUCCAUUUGUUUUGUAAUAAUGUUUAUUUUUGUAAAGUUAUUGCAUUGUAUUUAUAAUUUUGUUAAUAUUUAUUAUUAUAAAAUACUAUUAUUUUUUCAAAAAAA